GCAACAGGCGCUAUGAGCGAGGGUAACAAUGAAGGUUUUAGGUUGCUAAAGUAAGUUACAGGGAUCCUUUAAAAAAAUAGACAUCGUCACGUAAUCUGUUGACGGUUGGAAAUUUAAAAAAUGCCAGCAUGCUCUAAACAAGCACAACAUAAAAAGUGAAAGAAUAUCGACAUUUUGAGCAUUAUUUAAUCAGCUAGAUUAUUUUUUUGGUUAGCCCUUAUAUUGAGUAUUAUCUUUCAUCAAAUAGUUUGAACAUUAACAGCCAACGUUUCCUCUUUCAUAUCAUUAUUCCUUUUUAUGAUUCCUUUAUCUUCCAAUCUUUCCGUGCUUUUAUAGUAAGAUAGUAAGCAUGACGAUUCAAAUAUUUUCAAGGAAUUAUAACAAUGCCUUCGUUAUGGAAAACUUUAAUUGUUUUGUUGACAAAACAAGUGCGUUUAACUCUAAUUAAACUAUAGUAAUAAUAAACCAGGGAUUUUUUUUCUGUCAGACAACAACAAGUUGGCUAGCUUGUUGAUCAUUAGAGUUUAAAGCCAGUUACUUUGUGACACAAAGACACACAUUGUGACCCGGUGAAAGGACGAUUUGUUAAAAAUGAUGAAUCAGCGUAAUUUACAUACAUGCUUUAUUUUAGCCAUUUCGUUCAUACUAACAGAAGCGUUGAUAUUGACAACCUCGAACGCAAACACAGUGUUCAAAAAUUAUGAUGGCAAACGUAACAUCGAGUUGCAGAUAACUGGCCAAGUUAAAAUAAAUUCUCUUCUUAGUGUUAAGUUUAAAAAUGGUAGUAUAGUUAUGAAAGCAGCUAAAGGAGCAAAAAUAAGUUGCACGGAACCAGAAGCUGGAUUUCGCUUCUUUGGAAGGGGAACGAUAAACGUAACAGGAAUUACUUUUAGUAAUUGUGGUUCACAAGUUGCAGCAGCCGUGGUAUUGUUCAACAUGAAUGCAACCUUUCAGCAUUGUACCUUCAUGGAUAACUCAGCUUCCGGGAUAAAUGCGAUCGACAGUAACAUAAGCAUACAAAAUUCAAUAUUUUUAAGAAACAACGCACAAAAUGUCGCGAAAAAAUUUAAAGACGGGUUUGUGUUUGGAAAAACAAACAUCGGAGGAGCAAUUGGUAUCAUGUUUCAUAAUGGUAGCCAUCACAACGUUGAAAUCAAGAACUGUGUAAUUAAAGAGAAUUCAGCCUUUGUUAAAAACUCAAAGUUCACCAGCACACACCCUACAAAGGAAAAGAAGAGAAUUUUGUCAAAUUAUUUUACUUUAGGUGGAGGAAUAUCUAUUCUACAUGCUUUUAAUAGCAACAAUAAUACUGUAGUUGUUGCGGAUUCUGUCGUGGAAAAGAAUUCGGCAACCUAUGCAGGCGGUAUAUUUGUCACAAAUGUACACAAUACCACAGACAACAAGGUUUUUUUAAGCAACUUAAUUAUUUCAAAAAAUUACGUUACUCAAACCGGGGGCGGUUUUAUAUGUUCUAACUGGGACUAUUCUCACAGAAAUUUUUUUAAAAUGGUGAACACAGUUGUGAAGAUGAACCAAGCCAUGAUGGGUGGUGGUACAAAGCUAAUACAAAAUAACCGGCAUCCGAACAGAGAAUCGUUUAGAUCUGGUAGCGUAACAAUUGAAAUUCAUAAAACUGUUUUUACCCAAAACAUUGCUCAAUCAGCAUCAGCUAUUAGGCUUCUAUUUAACCAGCCAAUCGGAUUUGUUGCACCAGUAAUUCCUGUGUUUAAAGAUUGUAUAAUCGAGACUAAUUAUCCUGACGAUAAUUCAAGAGAAUAUCUAGGAGCUGUAAUUAGUUCCAGAUUAGGUCUUGUACUAGCUGGAAGAAUCACAAUACAAAAUAACUAUGGAGGAAGCGCCAUAUACAUCUCACAGGCAGAACUACAUGUUAAAGGACAUAUUAGCUUUCUGAAUAAUCGAGGAAAGUUUGGGGGUGCUAUAUAUGUGGCUGACAUAUCACGUAUCGUCAUGCAUCCUGAAAGUGAACUCUGUUUCCAUGGUAACAAAGCUGACAUUAGCGGUGGAGCUCUUUAUGUUGAGUCAUCGAAUUUUGUUGAAACAAUGUAUCCAUACAACCCAGGCUGUUUUUUGCAGUAUUACACAGCAAAAACUCCACCCUCAGAAUGGAAUGCCAAACUUACAUUUAUCAACAAUAGUGCAACAGAGAAAGGUGCCGCCAUUUACAUCUCAACUUUAUUACAUUGUCAAUGGAGUGAAGAUGAAGCCCUGGGUUAUCAAAGUUAUACAAAAUCAUUACGCUGGAAUACGGACGUGUUCACCUACACAGGAAAUUACUUAGAACUUGCUUCGCUUUCAAAAGAGAAUAAAAAAUUGCUUAAUGCAGAAGUUGACAUUGCCACGGAUACAUAUGAAUACCAAGUACAAAAGAAACAGAAUUUUGAGGUUGCUCCAGGUGAACCAUUCUUAAUAAAACUCUCUGCAGCAGACCAGCUAAAUCAUACGGUCUACAGUAUUCCUCUGCUUCGAAGCAUCGAACGAAGUAAAUAUGGCAAUGAGAAAAAGGAUGAUGUGUUUUUUAUUCAACAUGUGGUGUUGACACCAGAGAAGGCUUUUACUAAGCUUUCAGUAAAGAUUCCCAACAAAGAGACUUACGAAGCACUUACAAACAAUAAAUCAAAACAACAUAUCAUUGAGAUCAGCGACACAACGUCUGAUUUCACUGCUACAAAAUAUUUGAAUAUUCAAACUUUAAAGUGCCACCCUGGGUUUCAUUUUAAGGAUGGUAGCUGUGUAUGCGAUGAAAUUGAGGGAGUGAAAAGAUGCACUGAUGGACGGUACAUUCAUCUUAAGGAAGGAUAUUGGGCGGGUGUAGUAAAUGGAAAAUUUGUCACUUACCUAUGCCCACGAAAUUAUUGUUCAUGCAAUACAUCAAAAGACAAAGAUGUACUUGAAGGAACCUGUUUGUAUGAUUAUCAGACACCAAACAACAUCUGCAUUGAAGGAAGAAAUGGUAUCUUAUGUGGCCAGUGCAACAAGGGCUUAUCUCUCGGUUUGCAAAACUCAGAAUGUCGGGAUUGCAAGGGAACAGGAUGGGUGUUCUCUUUUUCUAUCAUUCUUAUCGUCGUCCUGACUUGUGUUGUUAUCUAUUUCAACGUCAGCAUACCAGCCGAGCUUCGUAGUGUGCUGUUCUACGUGCAGGUGUUACCAUAUGUAUUCACGCAGCACGAUAAAAUUGGCGCGAAAAUCCACUUUAUUACGGGCAUAGUGGACAUUGGUCGUUUAAGUGAGUUCCCGCUUGGUAAAUGUGCUAUGCCAGGGUUAACCAAUUUGGAAUCUGUAGCAAUUAGCUAUGUUACUCCGGUGACCGUCCUUUUGGUAAUUUUUGUGGUGUACCUGUUGAAACAAAGAAUAAAGUGGACAGCAAGCCGACCUUUCCAGCGUUUUUUUGUGUUGUUUACGUUUAUGUAUAAAUAUUUCACAGAAACAAGCUUUGCAAUUCUUCAUUGUGUUAACAUGGGUGGUAAAGAAGUAUUCUACUACGAUGGAAAUGUUGAAUGUAAAACUGGUCAUCACUUUGUUUUGUUUAUCAUUGCAUACAUUAUUAUUAGUGUUUGCGUUGUAAUUCCGAUUGUGUUGAUCCCCCUUAUCGUUUUUGGAAAAAUACAAAGAAUUUGGCGCUUUAACCUUUGUCAAAUGGUUGUAAUAGAUUCAUUUACUGAAGGUUACAGGCGCGAUGUUAGCAAGCCAGUGGGCUUUUCUCGGAUUCUUGCUGACAAGGGAUGGUGGUGGAGUUACGAUUUAUCUCGAAGAGCCAUACUGAUUGGUAUAUAUGUUUUUAAUGAUGAUAUACGUUUAAAGCAGAUAAUGCUCUCCUUCACUUGUCUUAUUUUUCUGAUAAUUCACAGUGUCAGUCAACCAUACAAAGACGCUGAACCAAAUACCAUAGAAUCCUGGUUUCUUUUUGCACUGGCCGCAAUCACCAUUCUGCAACCAAUCGAAGAUCUUGAUUUAAGACACACACUAACUAUCGUGAUCUUAAUCGCAACCUACGGAUGCGGGUUGUAUUUUUUGUUCGGUAAAAUAUACAUUUAUUUUCGGAGAUUGCGUCAUCCGUCACAAAUAGAAAGGCAACAGGGUGCCGUUCCUGAAAGAGUGAACGAAGAAAUUGGAGUACACAAUAACGGGUGUUGAGAUAUGAAACACUUCAUUAAGGUAAAUGCACAAUGUAUUGAUUACAUUCUAGUAGCUAAAGUUGGAGUAGAUUUACCACAACAUACGUAGCCGUAGUAAAGUUUGAAAAAUAACUCAACGGAUGAGCUCAUAUUAUCAAUCCUCCUUCCAGGAUCUCUUUCCUGUUACCGUUCUUCAAAAUGCUACAAUAGCAACGAUGAAUGAAGAUAUCAUAUCAAGAAAAAUUUGAAAGGGUCAAAAGUACAAAAAAUGAAAAAGGAUCAGCACGAGAUCAAUAACAAACAUAUUAUGUUGUGAAAUAAAAAAGAAAUUUUGAAUUUUGAUUCUAGUAAAUGAAGGAGUUUCUUUUUGCGAUAACAGUUUUUUGAUUUCGUUGUAAUAUCAUUUAAUUUAACUUAAAUAUUAAAAUCACAAGCAAUAAGCUUUUUGAUUUUCUCUUCCUGGCUCUAGGUC
Molecule: messenger RNA, 4605 nt
Organism: Hydractinia symbiolongicarpus
Lineage: Eukaryota; Metazoa; Cnidaria; Hydrozoa; Anthoathecata; Hydractiniidae
Exons: 8
Coding region: 592-4152 (1186 amino acids)
Source: RefSeq, a predicted model, not a curated record